AUGAUAUCUACGCUUGACACUGCUCCUCCCAUCCAUCGCAUCAAAGAGGGCACUCAAUCUCUUGACAGGGAAAUCUUCCGCAAAUCAAUACCGGUGUUGGCAGCUCGAAUUCCCGCUCCAAAGUCAGGACGGUUUCUUGAUGGUCUUAAAAAUGAUGUACUGGACCUACGCCGCUGUCGUACAGUUGUUCACGACAAAGAGGACAAAGGAAGACGUCUAGUUUUACUCAAUUACCAAAAUAGAGAUGAAUUACCCGCAAGAGUUAAUGAGUUCAUCGAGAGAGAAGGUGCAACUUUGAUGGUUUAUGAGAUCGAACUGGAUUAUAGUUAUUGGACGGCAGUUGAUAUCCUCGAGGCCACGCUUCCCGAGGAGCUGUGCACAGAGUUACCGACUGGUUUCGCAGCUAUGGGUCAUUUAGCGCACUUGAAUCUGAACGCAGAAUUCUUGCCGUACAAAUACAUUAUUGGACAAAUUAUUUUGGAUAAAAACCCGCGACUUCGGACUGUUGUCAAUAAACUUGACACCAUUCACAACCAGUUCCGAUAUUUCGAUAUGGAGCUGAUUGCCGGAGAACCGGAUUUCAUCGUGCAGCAUAGCGAAUCGAACUGUCGUUUCACUUUCGAUUUCCGGGAAGUCUACUGGAACUCGCGAUUGCACACUGAGCAUGACCGCCUUGUUCAGCUGUUUCAGCCUGAAGAUGGUGUUAUAGCAGACGUUAUGGCUGGUGUCGGCCCGUUCGCGGUUCCAGCAGCGAAGAAGGGAUGUACCGUUCUGGCGAAUGACCUCAAUCCAAAUAGCGUGAAGUGGCUUCGUAAAAAUGUGGACGACAACAAUGUAUCCAAAAACAUUCGCGUUUAUUGCGAAGACGGGAAGGACUUUAUUCGUCUAGCAUUCAAACGGGUUUUCACGGAGCCCUUCGAUCCUGUCUGUGGUCAGACACUCAGCAAACGUAAACAACAGAAGGAGGAACGCAGACGGAGGCUAUCCGCAAGUAAGGAUGAGGCGAGUGUCCCUAACGAGCCCGAACCCACACCCGCAACUCCGGCCUUGCGAAAUCGUAUCGGACAUUUCGUUAUGAACUUGCCUGACUCCGCGAUCGAAUUCCUUGAUGCAUUCCGCGGAGUACUGGACCCUCUAGAUCGGGAAUUGAGCGGCGUGUACGAGACGAUGCCAAUGGUUCAUUGUCACUGCUUUACACGAUUUCUUGAUGCCGGACUUGCGGAGGCAGACAUAAGAAAGAGGGUGGAGGAAUCGCUCGGGGGAGAGUUGGAGAAAGAAGUAACUUUGCACUAUGUGCGCUCCGUGGCGCCUAAUAAAGACAUGUACUGUAUCAGCUUCAGACUGCCUCAAAAGUUGGCAUUCCAGUAA
Messenger RNA from Fomitiporia mediterranea MF3/22, 1368 nucleotides. RefSeq lists its product as uncharacterized. The transcript is spliced from 9 exons. Gene Ontology annotation, biological process: mitochondrial tRNA methylation; tRNA N1-guanine methylation. The record is from RefSeq and is a predicted model, not a curated record. Lineage: Eukaryota; Fungi; Basidiomycota; Agaricomycetes; Hymenochaetales; Hymenochaetaceae. Gene Ontology annotation, cellular component: cytoplasm; mitochondrial matrix. The coding region runs from base 1 to 1368 and encodes 455 amino acids.